Messenger RNA from Kazachstania africana CBS 2517, 1488 nucleotides. RefSeq names its product fumarase FUM1 (gene FUM1). NCBI's taxonomy places the organism in Eukaryota, Fungi, Ascomycota, Saccharomycetes, Saccharomycetales, Saccharomycetaceae. The transcript has a single exon. Gene Ontology annotation, biological process: tricarboxylic acid cycle; fumarate metabolic process; malate metabolic process. The coding region runs from base 1 to 1488 and encodes 495 amino acids. The record is from RefSeq and is a predicted model, not a curated record. Gene Ontology annotation, cellular component: mitochondrion; tricarboxylic acid cycle heteromeric enzyme complex. Gene Ontology annotation, molecular function: fumarate hydratase activity.
AUGAUGAUUAAUAUCUCUUCGAAAGGAUCUAUAGUACAUUUGGUGAAAUUGACUUCCUAUACAUCAAGAUUCUAUACAAUGUCAAGCAUUAAAUCCAGCUUCAGGGCCGAAACUGACUCAUUCGGUGAAAUUAAUGUGCCUAAUGAUAAAUAUUGGGGUGCUCAAACUCAAAGAUCAUUACAGAAUUUCAAGAUAGGUGGAGAGAGAGAAAAGAUACCAAUUCCAAUUAUUGAAGCGUUUGGUAUUUUGAAAAAAUCUGCUGCUAUUGUCAAUGAAAGACUAGGUACUUUAGAUUCUGAAUUGGCUAAAAAUAUCAUAAUUGCUGCCGAUGAAGUGUCUCAAGGCAAAUUGAAUGAUCAUUUCCCAUUAGUUGUUUUCCAAACAGGUUCAGGAACACAAUCUAAUAUGAACGCAAACGAAGUUAUCUCAAACAGAGCUAUUGAGUUAAUGGGUGGAAAAUUAGGUUCUAAAACGGUCCACCCAAAUAAUCAUGUUAACCAAUCACAAUCAUCAAACGAUACUUUCCCAACUGUAAUGCACAUUGCAGCCAUGCUAGAAAUUACAAGGAAAUUAUUACCUGAACUGAAUAGUUUGAAAAAUUCUUUGGAUAAAAAAUCAAAUGAAUUCAAUGAUAUUGUAAAAAUUGGUAGAACUCACUUACAAGAUGCUACACCAUUGACAUUGGGUCAAGAAUUUAGUGGUUACGUCCAACAAAUGACCAAUGGUAUUAGAAGAAUUGAGACUGCUCUAUACCAUCUAAAAUUUUUAGCUCAAGGUGGUACUGCGGUUGGUACUGGUCUAAACACUAAAGCUGGUUUCGACAAAUUAAUAGCAGAGCAAAUUUCGGAAGAAACUGGCAUAAACUUUGAAACUGCCCCAAAUAAAUUUGAAGCCUUAGCUGCACAUGACGCUAUAGUGGAGGUAAGCGGUGCUUUGAAUACUUUAGCAUGCUCACUUUUCAAGAUUGCGCAAGAUAUUAGAUACUUAGGUUCCGGUCCACGUUGCGGUUAUGGUGAGCUAAGUCUUCCAGAAAAUGAGCCUGGUUCUUCAAUUAUGCCAGGAAAAGUUAAUCCGACUCAGAAUGAGGCAAUGACCCAAGUAUGUAUUCAGGUAAUGGGUAAUCACUCUACUAUCACUUUUGCUGGUUCUCAAGGUCAGUUCGAAUUGAAUGUUUAUAAACCAUUACUUAUCUCCAAUCUUCUGUCCUCUAUAAGAUUGUUAACUGAUGCAUCUUACUCAUUUAGAGUCCAUUGCAUCGAUGGCUUGAAGGCAAAUAGGGAGAACAUAACCGAAAAUCUAAAUAAAUCUUUAAUGCUCGUGACUGCAUUGAAUCCAUACAUUGGUUACGAUAAUGCGUCCAAGAUUGCUAAGAAUGCUCAUCAUAAGAAUAUUACUUUGAAAGAGUCAGCCCUAGAAUUAGGUUUAUUAACUGAGGAACAAUUCAGUGAAUGGGUUAUCCCAGAAAAGAUGAUAGGUCCAAAACAAUAA